AUGUCUUCCCCAAUUGAUGGACCUCUGAAGCGCAAAGCAAACGACCUUCCUUCCUCAUCGCCUGCAGAACCCAAAAAGCCAAAGACCAACGCGAGCAUUACUUCUUUUUUCGGCGGCCCAAAGUCGGGUACGAAAUCCUCCAAGCCUGCCGGAAGUGUUGCUAACGGGUCCUCUUUGAUAUCGUUAGUGACUCCUAGGUUCGAUAAAGCGAAAUGGGUUGCAAAGCUUACUCCUGAGCAAAGAACUUUACUGAAGCUCGAGAUCGAUACACUGGAUGAGAGUUGGCUGGCACAUCUGAAAGAUGAGAUAUUAACUCCAAGUUUUCUUAAUCUCAAGCGCUUCCUCAAAAGCGAAAUCGAGUCAGGCAAGAAGGUGUUCCCACCCUUGGAAGAAAUCUAUUCCUGGUCCCGAUACACACCUCUGCCGUCAGUCCGCGCGGUGAUCCUUGGUCAAGAUCCCUACCACAAUCACAAUCAAGCACAUGGACUCUGCUUCUCCGUCCGACCUCCUACCGAGGCCCCUCCUUCCCUCAAGAAUAUAUAUCUUGCGCUAGCUAACGACUAUCCCUCGUUCACGCCUCCACCUCGCAAACUGGGACUCCUCACCCCAUGGGCUGAACAAGGGGUUCUGAUGCUCAACACCUGUCUCACGGUCCGUGCUCAUGAACCAGCCAGUCACAAGGACAAAGGAUGGGAGCGCUUCACUCAGAAAGUGAUCGAUACUGUAGCAAAGACUCGGACGAGGGGAGUGGUAUUUUUAGCAUGGGGAUACCCAGCACAAUUGAGGUGUAAAGGCUUGGGGACGACUGGAAAGCAUCUGGUAUUGCAGAGCCCACAUCCGAGCCCGUUGAGUGCGUAUAAAGGGUUUCUGACCUGUGGACACUUUAAGAAAACCAACGAAUGGCUGAAGGAGAGAUAUGGCGAUGAGGGUGUCAUUGAUUGGAAUCUGGACCAGCCGAAGCCGACUGCUGCGUCCAAUGUGGAAGGUCCUGUACGGGUUACUGCCGAUCCAGCGAAGGGUGCAGGGGAAGCCGACCCAUCGACACAACUUGCAGAGGAGAAGCAGGAGAGUGCUGCAACGGACCCAGUGGUCGCGGGUGAGAAUAAUGGUCAAAGCCCUGAAGAGGAUGACACGGAUGCUAUCGACGCACUUCAAGAGAUGGCUCAGGCAGAAUUAGAAGCAGAGAAGAGAGAGUAA
Messenger RNA from Endocarpon pusillum Z07020, 1197 nucleotides. RefSeq lists its product as uncharacterized. The coding region runs from base 1 to 1197 and encodes 398 amino acids. NCBI's taxonomy places the organism in Eukaryota, Fungi, Ascomycota, Eurotiomycetes, Verrucariales, Verrucariaceae. The record is from RefSeq and is a predicted model, not a curated record. The transcript has 2 exons. Gene Ontology annotation, cellular component: mitochondrion; nucleus. Gene Ontology annotation, biological process: base-excision repair, AP site formation via deaminated base removal; base-excision repair. Gene Ontology annotation, molecular function: uracil DNA N-glycosylase activity.